AUGAAAAACAAAAAGAAAGCUCGACGGUCAGGCGCAAAUAAACAAAACGCAAAACAUCAACAACAGCAAGAUCUAUCUGCUGACGAAUGGGCUCAAGCACAAAAAGUUCUAGAUCAACAGUUAAAGGAAUUGGGUUUAUACUGUAAAGAAAUUAGUGCAGACGGAAAUUGUUUGUCUUUAUCCGAUCAAUUUUAUGGGAAUACAAAACAACAUUCAAAGAUUCGCAAAGAAAUUUGCGCAUAUUUAGAAGAAAACUUUGAUCAUUUUCAAUUCUUUGUAGAAGAUGACAAACCUUUUGAUUACCAUAUAGCACAGAUGAAAAAGGAUGGCACCUAUGGUGGAAAUAUGGAAUUAGUAGGGUUCGCACAACUUUAUGGAGUUGAUAUAAAAAUAUAUCAACCUGGAACAAUCUAUGUUAUUGAGGGAAAUGAAAAUAAUAAGUCUACGGAAAAAAUUGGAACCAAAAAAACCUUACAUAUCGCGUAUGUUAUCUUAGCGUUUAGUAGAUUACCAAAAACAAUUUAUCAUAAUUGGGAACAUUAUAGUUCAGUAAGGAACAUCCAAGGGCCACAUGAAGGUGAUCCGGAAAUUAUAUCAGAGUCAAUACAUUCUACUAAUGAUCCUGCCUCUGAUACUGAUAAUCCUCCGAAUUCAAUUGAAAAAAUGAUCAUGAGCUCUACUGGGGAGAAGAAUUUGGCAACCAUUCGUGACAUGAUGACAAGAUUACAAUUUAACCAUGAUGAAGUUAUAAAUGAAUUAAUUGAAAGAUCACAAAAAAAAUCUAUUAACGGUAAUGGUUCAUAUUCAAAAGAAGUUGAAGAAGAUGUAAAUCCACAAGAACAGGAAGAACAUUUGCCUAUGGAAGAUUCUUCUCAAAGCAAAGCCACAAUACAGCCUGAUAUAUCACCGAGAAAAGAUCAAGAAACUUUAGAUGUGAACAUUAAUGCAAAAACUAGAAAUACUAGAAAUUUAAUAGAAGACGAUCUGGAAAUCCAAGAAGCCGAAGACAACAAGCAGGUUCAAGGGCAAAAAGUGUACUUGAACGGUGUCGAGAAAAUGGAUGAUCUUACAAGCGGUUCAGAUAGUGAUUACACAAAAUAUUGGAUUGAUUGGUUUUUGUCUACUAAGGGAAAUGAAUAUUUUUGUGAAGUUGAUGAAGAAUAUAUACUUGAUCGUUUUAAUUUAACCGGACUAAACUCUGAAGUUCAACAUUAUGUUCAAGCACUUGAUUUGAUAACGGAUUCUUUAGAAGAAGAAUUGGAUGAUGAGAUGCGUGAAGCCGUCGAGAAAUCCGCUCGUCACUUAUAUGGUUUGAUUCACGCGAGAUUUAUUAUCACAAGCAGAGGUUUAGCAAAAAUGCUUGAGAAAUACAAGAAAGCGGAUUUUGGCCGAUGCCCACGUGUUUUAUGUCAUAAUCAACCUCUCUUACCAGUUGGACUAUCUGAUCAGCCUUAUACGAAAUCCGUUAAAUUGUACUGCCCUCGUUGUGAAGAUAUUUAUAAUCCUAAAUCCACUCGACAUGCAAGUAUCGACGGUGCUUAUUAUGGAUCUACUUUCCCUCAUAUGCUCUUCCAAGUUUAUCCACACUUGCUACCACCUAAAAGUAAUGAGCGAUAUGUUCCUAGAAUUUUUGGAUUCAAGAUUCAUGAUAUUGCCAAACAGCAUCGUUGGCAAGAUCAACAAAGAGAAGAACAACAAAGAAGAAUCACCGUGGUUGGCGAAGGAAAUGCUAAUAGUUAA
Molecule: messenger RNA, 1740 nt
Organism: Funneliformis geosporum
Lineage: Eukaryota; Fungi; Glomeromycota; Glomeromycetes; Glomerales; Glomeraceae
Source: the annotation of a GenBank genome assembly